AUUGUAAAAUUAAUGAUAUUGAAUAUUUGAUUGAAUAUAUGCUCCGAUCGGUCGGUUAUAGAUCGAUCAGUCGAGUGAUGGAACCAAACAGCAAAACGAAAAACGAAAGAGUAGAUCAUCUUUGAUUAAUUGAUUGAGUAGACGACGAUGGCAGAACCCACAACAGAGGAGAUGAUCUUGUCAUUAUCUCCAGUGAAGCUCCACAAACUACCCCACCUGACCGACUAUCUCUCACGACUCCCCACCCACACCAACCCACUCCAACACAACCCCUUCUACCACCCAUCCGACGGGUUCUACAUAACCCCAUCCGAUGUCAUCCUCCGCCAGAUUGUCUACGACCUCGCCGCCUCCGGCGCCGCCUCCGCUCAUCCCGCCUCGGCUUACCAUCGCGCCGGCCCACGACGGCACAUCUUGUUUGAGCCGUCGAGCAUCAGGGCGGCUAUUGUGACAUGCGGUGGGCUGUGCCCGGGCAUGAACACGGUGGUGAGAGAGCUGGUUCUUGGCCUCUGGGACCUCUACGGAGUCCGUCAGAUUUUUGGUAUCAAGGCUGGCUAUCGUGGAUUUUACUCAAUGGAUCCCAUCCCGCUUAACCCAAAGCUCGUCGACCACUGGCACAAGAAUGGCGGCACUGUCCUUGAGACCUCCAGAGGUGGUUUUCAUCUUCAAAACAUUGUCGAUGCCAUCCAACAUCGCGGCUAUAAUCAGGUGUACAUUAUAGGUGGAGAUGGCACAAUGCGGGGGGCAGUUGAGAUAUUUCAUGAGAUUUGUAAGCGAAAACUGCACAUUGCGGUUACUGGGAUUCCAAAAACAGUUGACAAUGAUGUUGGCAUCAUUGACAGAUCUUUCGGAUUCCAGACAGCAGUAGAAAUGGCCCAGCAGGCAAUCAGUGCAGCUCAUGUGGAGGCUGAAAGUGCAGUGAAUGGAAUAGGCUUGGUCAAGUUGAUGGGUCGAAGUACAGGCCACAUUGCUCUCCAUGCAACAUUGAGCAGCCGAGACGUGGACUGCUGCCUAAUCCCAGAAACUGAGUUUUACCUGGAAGGAAAAGGAGGGCUUUUUGAAUUCCUUGAGCAGCGACUGAGGGAAAAUGGACAUGCAGUGUUAGUUGUGGCUGAAGGAGCGGGACAGGACAUAAUUCCAAGGAACGAGGCUCAGAAACAGGAGAGGGAUGAAUCUGGGAACCCAGUGUUCCUAGAUGUUGGCCAAUGGUUGAAGUCGGAGCUCAAGAAUUGGUGGAGCAGGGAUCACCCCAGUGAGCUCUUCACAGUCAAGUACAUAGAUCCUACAUACAUGAUACGGGCCGUCCCUGCAAAUGCUACGGAUAACUUGUACUGUACACUUCUUGCCCAUUCAGCCAUUCAUGGAGUGAUGGCUGGUUACACUGGAUUCGUCCCUGGCCCUGUCAAUGGCAACUAUGCUUACAUUCCAGUUGAAGAGGUAGCAAAGGCUAAGAAUGAGGUCAACACGAGAGACCACCAAUGGGCGUGGGUAAGGUCCGUCACAAACCAGCCUGAUUUUAUGAGGACUUGACUGAUCCCAUCAAUUGGAUGCAUAGGGGAGUUCAAUUCGAUCUUUUCCCAUCUCUAGCCGAGUAAGCCAGCUACGCUUUUCACAUCACUGUCUUAAUUACUAGAUAAGACUAGUUGCGAGUUGUGACAACAAUUUUCAAGCAUGUCUUGUUAAGCAUUAUCUGCAAAUUAAAGACUCAUCAUAAUAGUUUUGGUGAUGAUCGAAUAAGCUAGCUUUGCAUGCGAUAUAGUUUUAAAUACUCAGUGCGCAUAGAUGCACGGUCAAUUGUGUAUGAUUGAUCUUUCUUAAGAAUAAGGUGGCGUUUUCACAGUUUGUAACUUUAUAUAUAAUAAUAUAGAGAUCAGAUUUUAUUUCA
Rosa chinensis is the source of this 1885-nucleotide messenger RNA. RefSeq names its product ATP-dependent 6-phosphofructokinase 2. Lineage: Eukaryota; Viridiplantae; Streptophyta; Magnoliopsida; Rosales; Rosaceae. The transcript is spliced from 2 exons. Gene Ontology annotation, biological process: glycolytic process; fructose 6-phosphate metabolic process. The record is from RefSeq and is a predicted model, not a curated record. Gene Ontology annotation, cellular component: cytoplasm. Gene Ontology annotation, molecular function: 6-phosphofructokinase activity; ATP binding. The coding region runs from base 148 to 1530 and encodes 460 amino acids.